AUGUCCGCCAUGGAGGAAGGCUGGCAAAUUUUGCCACCACAGCCGGAGGCUGGGCAACAGGACGUGGAAAUGGGGUCUCCACGUCCGGCUGCCGCCAGCAGCCCUUUGAAGGCUACGCCGCCACGACAGCCGAAGGAAGAGGGAUCGCCACCGACUUCCAGCACGAGGGACUCCGGGCCGCCAGACGCGAGCGACGAGGACCAUGAUGACAGCUCGGCCCUGUUCGGUGAGCUUGAGGAGCUCGAUGCGCCCGAACCGAAGAAGGCCCCGAGCCUGGACCUGCAAGCCUUGGCAAAGUUCAUGCACGAUUCGGAGCCAGCCUUGAAGACGUCCUGUGGGGAGGAUGUUGUGCUUCUGCUCGGAAGCACUGGCUCGGGAAAGACCUCCUUGGUGUACAGCAUGUCAGGACUUCGGCUUGUUGCAGCAUCUCACGGCGCUGCAGGAAAGAAGGUUUAUGAAGCCGAGAAGGCACUGGAUGGUUUUACCAUCGGUCACGAAGAGACAUCAGAGACGCAAAACCUACGGGCACAUCGCCUUUCCAGCGGCACAGUCAUCGUAGAUGCGCCUGGCCAGUUUGACACGCGUGGAAGCGAGGUGGACAUUGCGACCUCUGCGCUGUGCCGCCAGCUUGCCACCAAAUGCAGGAAGCUUCGCUUCGUCAUGUUGGUCGACUGUGGCUCGUUGCUCCACUGCCGAAUGGGCAGCCUUCGGCAGAUCACCAGUAUGAUUCGAGAAGCUCUUCCGGACUUUCCAAGGAACCAGGCCCAUCGUGGCGCUGUUUGCUUCCUCUUCACGCAUUUGGAAAAGGUGACACCAUACCCAAUGCCAAGCGACCGAGACGAAGCUCUCAAGCAGGCACGGGCCACUGUUGCGGAGCUGCUUUCACGAGCAUUGCAUGGCACUGACUGGAACGACGAUUGCCGCAUCGUCCUCCAAUGGAUGUGUCAAGCAAUCCAAAUGUACAACGAUGGCAAACUCAAAGUGCGCCUGGUGGAUGUCUACCACCCCGAGUGGUCGACCAUGGAAGACCUGGCAGCUGGCGUGGAACUCUUCAACAAGAGAGGUUAUUCCUUGGGAUUCGGUGGUGAGAGCCCUGGGGAAUCCGUGCGCUAUAUUCUCACUCAUCAGAGCAAGGCAAAGCUGAACAUAUCUCUGAAGCACUUGACGGCGAACUUCCAAAUCAAGCUCCGUGAGGGACGCACGGAUGAAGUCCGAGACCUUUGGCAGAGCAUCGAGAUGCUGCACACGUACUUGGCUUCACAUCCCGAUGUCAUGAGCUGCCUCAGGGAAAUGAAAGACCUGCUUGGCGGGACGCAUCUGCAACUCCAGCACGAGGCCACAUGCCUCAUGCAGCGUUGCGAAAGCGACGCGGAAGACUUCGAUCUUUCGCAGGUCAAGAGACUUCAGGGCCUCAUUUGCCAACUGGAACGCUUGCCCAGCAAUCCCAUUGACUGCGGCCUCGACUUCGUCCACAAGCUGCGAAUGCGUGCAAACGGUUGCAUGCGGCAGCACGGCGCGCACGUCAUCAGCGGAUUUUGCAAUGACAAGUUGCCGGAUACCAGAAAGCUUUGCCGAUGCAUGGCCAAGCUGUCGGCAUGGGCAUCGGCAGAACCAAACGAGUUCGAGGAGUUGCACCAUCAGGCUGCAAGAGCACAGCGGGACUAUUUGGAGCAGGUAGCAAAACGCACAUCCAGCUUGGAGAGCCUUCCGGAGACUGACGUGGAGACGCAAGUCUGGGCCACUGCGCAGCUUGAGCACUUGUCGUUACAUGCGGAAGCCCUGGGCGCAGAGUCCGAUGCAGCAGAGAAGGGCUGGGCCACAGCCCAACAUAUGCUGAAAGAGAGGCUUGAUGAUUUCCGGCACCAUGUCAAGACAUCUGCUGGCAGCAUCCUGGACGGCACGGACAAGGAGCUCUCCUGGUCCGGGGUGCGCGCAGCCAUUGCUAGCAUCGACGCUUGCGCCAAGCGGGUACAGGAAGAUGCCGCAGGAGCUCACCAGACCGCCCGGUGCCUCGAAGCAAUCCGCCGGUCCAUCAUUGGAGACAUCCAGGAGCUGCUCUCAAAUUUGCGUGGCGAAGCAGAAGCAGUUCUGCCGGAACAUGGUGAUGUGGCUCUGGCAGCUGGCACGAAGGUCAAGCAAGCCUAUGAUGCCAUGUCAGCCCUCGUGGCCACAUUGCCCCUUCCAGAGCGGGCAUCCUGCAACAGGUCGUACUGCCACAUGGCUGCAGCGCAGAGCACCUCCUGA
Molecule: messenger RNA, 2244 nt
Organism: Symbiodinium sp. CCMP2592
Lineage: Eukaryota; Dinophyceae; Suessiales; Symbiodiniaceae
Source: the annotation of a GenBank genome assembly